Hermetia illucens (black soldier fly) is the source of this 3543-nucleotide messenger RNA. It is a transcript of the gene Trim9, whose product is annotated as E3 ubiquitin-protein ligase TRIM9. Gene Ontology annotation, molecular function: protein binding; zinc ion binding. The transcript has 10 exons. The record is from RefSeq and is a predicted model, not a curated record. The coding region runs from base 511 to 2685 and encodes 724 amino acids. NCBI's taxonomy places the organism in Eukaryota, Metazoa, Arthropoda, Insecta, Diptera, Stratiomyidae.
GUGUCCAUGCUCAUUUGGCCCUUACACUCGGCUGGGCGAGAUUCUUGUCGUGCCUUCUGCUCGGCUUCAUGAAUUCCAUUCGGAGCAGCAGUCAAUAUCGAGCCGUCGUGGAAGAAGGUUGUGUUUGCUCUGCGUAGGUCGGUCGGUGGUUUUAGUGGUUGGGUGUCCUGCCAGGCGACUGAGUGCGCGAUUGAUGCAAUUGUAUGCAAGAAGUAUUAAAUGCGGAGUGAAUAAAACGAGAGGUGUGGAAGGUUGAUUGCUUCGAUCGAAAGUGCGGUUCAACGCUCCCUCGUCGGCCGCCGGGCACGUGAAGUGAGGAUAUAUGAGAAUAAUUUGUGAAGCUAGGGUAUCCGAGGAGGAGUCUUUCGGGAUUCGUGUUAAUGGCGCAGUUUAUGGGAGUUGGUGAAUAGAUACGAGGAGUGUGCCGCAGGAAGCGUUAAGUGAAGUGUGUGAAAACCAGGGAAUAGUGUCCUUGUGCGAAAUUGGCGACCCUGCUCGCGUGGGGCGUGCAUGUUACACCAAGGGUCACUUGGCGUUAUGGAAGACGAACUCCGGUGCCCCGUUUGUAAGCAACUCUAUGCGAACCCUGUGCUGCUGCCAUGCUACCAUGCUCUCUGCCUGGCAUGUGCUCUAGACAUUCAGACGACCUCGACCGCAACGGGAGCUGCGGCCAGCUCAGCCGGGGCUUUGCCGCAACUACCCCCGCACCACCACCCUUCCCACCACCACUCGUCCUCGUCUGCAGCCAGCUCAGCUAGUUCCACAGCAAGUGCAACCGAGAGCGUCUCAUCCGACCAGGAUCAGGCCGAUAAGGUGAGCAUCCUGAGCGAGGCGGACUCGGGGGUGGUUUGCUACACAUCUCGGCCGGCGUCUUACGCUGGAACCCCGAACCUGCAGGCACUCUUGUUCCCACCUUCCAACGGGGCCGCUGCUUACUCACUCGCGUGUCCCGUUUGCCGUAAGCUGAUCUUCUUCGACGAGGGUGGUGCCCGGAACUUGCCACCCUAUCGGGCGAUGGAGUCGAUCGUGGAUCGUUUCUGUGAACGCGAAGCCUUGCGUUGUCAGAUGUGCGAAACUGAGCCCAGGGUGGCAUCCUUGGUGUGCGAACAGUGCGAUAUUCGGUAUUGCGAUGGGUGCCGCGAACUCUGCCACCCCGCGCGCGGGCCUUUGGCAAAACAUAAUCUGGUGAAGCCCCGCGGAGCCUCUCAGGUGCGCGAAUCUGUGUGUAGCGAUCACUCGGAGCCGUUGACAGUCUACUGCCUGGGCUGCAAAGUGCCCGCUUGCCCACAAUGCAUGUCCGACAAUCGACACAAUUCUCACGACGUGCAGCCGAUAACGUCGAUGUGCAAAGCACAAAAGACUGAAUUAUCGCAUAAUUUGCAGCAGCUGUCGGAGAAAGCUCGUUCUACCACCGAAUUCAUUCAGCGGCUAAAGGGGAUGAGCGACAAAGUGACGGACUCAUGUGUCGAAUUUGAGAGAUUGGUGACUGCACAAUGUGAUGCCUUAAUACAAGCAAUCCAUGCAAGGAGGGAAUAUUUGCUCGAGACUAUUCGAAUGGACAGGGACGCUAAAAUUAGAAUAUUAAAGGACCAGCAAUCAAACUGUACAGGAAAGCUGCAACGCACAACAAGUCUUAUUCAAUUUUGCAUCGAGGCACUCAAGGAGACUGAUAGUGCAGCGUUUUUACAAGUAGGAUCAAUGCUUAUUAAUAGAGUAGCUAAUACGGAUAUGACGUGGCAUCAAGAAGUCACGAAUGCAGCACCCAGAGUUUCUCCAAUUAUUGAUCUCACUUUAGACGAUGCUGCUAUUGUGCGUGCUAUUGACAAUCUCAAUUUCAUCCAAAUGAAACCAGCUAGGGAAGGAGACGAAAGAAUACCCGCAGCUCCCUCGGCUCCUACCAUUAUACCAGAAGAUUGCUCGGCUGAAAAUAAUUCAGUUACGGUAGCGUGGCAGGCUCCAACUCAUUCUUUUGUAGAAGGAUACGUUUUGGAGUUGGAUGACGGUAGCGGCAGUGAAUUCCGGGAAGUUUAUUGCGGAAAGGAAACAAUUUGCACAAUCGACGGUCUCCACUUCAAUUCCAUGUACAAUGCGAGGGUGAAGGCCUUCAACAGUACCGGUGAGGGGGAGUAUUCAGAGCUAAUUGGAUUACAAACAGCUGAAGUCGCUUGGUUCACUUUUGACCCGCAGCUGAGUGGUGGUCCAGGUUCCGGGCUGAUUUUCUCGAAUAAUAAUUCCACUGUCUCGGUGGAGGGUUGGGAGCAGCGGGUGGCGCUCGGGUCAGUUGGAUUCUCUAGAGGCGUACAUUACUGGGAGUUCACUAUCGACAAGUAUACAGCAGACACGGAUCCAGCCUUUGGAGUUGCUCGAAUAGACGUGGCACGAGAUAAAAUGCUUGGAAAAGAUGAAAAAGCUUUUGCAAUGUACAUCGACCGGCAACGAUCUUGGUUCCAACACAACUCGGUCCACGAGCGUCGUGUAGAAGGUGGAAUCAGCUCUGGUAGCACAAUUGGUGUACUUUUGGAUCUGGAACGUCACACCCUCAGUUUUGUAGUAAAUGAAAUGCCACAGGGGUCUGUCGCGUUUCGCGAUUUAUACGGCGUUUUUUAUCCAGCUGUGAGUAUUAACCGGGGUGUCACAUUGACGCUCCACACAGCAUUGUAUGCGCCCCGAAUGGAUUAUCACUAGAUUUAUUUCGGUCUACUUACGAGUAUCUAGAUGUAUUUUAGAUUUUUGUAUAAAAGCAUACUUAACGCGCUGUAAAUAAUAAAAAUACGUAAAAUUACAAUUGAUAUUAACAAUAGUGUGUAGAUAGUUCAUCAUUAGAGUCCCUUUCGUCUUGUCGGAGUACUUAAUUGCUUCCAUUUGAUUUUUAAAAACAUUUAGAAAACAUAUCCAGGAGAAUGUCCCACUGACAGAUUUAGUUCACUGUAAGGGUCCGUUGAAAUUUCAAAACUUUUACCCUCAUUACACUAGAACAGAAAUUUAUGAACAAAUAUAUAUUCAUAAGACAGUUAUGACGCUUGCUAAUAUCGAUGAAUAAAUUAAUAAGAAUAGCUUUUGCUGAAAAGAACAGAUAAAAGGUUUAGUUAAAUGAAAUGUUACAGUUGGGAAGGCAGGGAUAUUGGGCUGCUAAUUUCUUUAACGGGUUGGAAGCUCUUUUACCAAAAUAAGUAAGCCCCCUUAAGUCUAGAAAGAAUUUCGAGAUUUCAUUUGGUUGAUAUUUUCUAAGACGUAUUUGUUCAUCUCAAUAGAAGAACUUGUUUUAUUAAAUUAGCUCAGAUAAUACCGAAUGGGCAUUUGCAAAAAUGUCACCACUGCAAUUAACAAGGUUACUGUACAAAAUAACAUUUAGUGUAGAACGCAACUACUGUAAUAAGUGAAUGAAAGUCUACUUAAAGAUCAAUUCUUUCAUGGAGUAUUGUUUCAAUGUUUGCAUUCUGUAGAAUGGAAAUAAUCAAAAUUUAUUUAUUCAAAUAAUGUAAACCAAAGUCUAAUAUUACUAAAUAUGGAAAUAUUUAAAAUAAACAAUAAUAAGAACCAGAA